This is a messenger RNA of Prorocentrum cordatum, 3666 nucleotides long. NCBI's taxonomy places the organism in Eukaryota, Dinophyceae, Prorocentrales, Prorocentraceae. The record is from the annotation of a GenBank genome assembly.
AUGGCCCUGAGAGGUCAACGCGUCCCUUCUGCCGUGGCCAUUUUUGUGGAUCGUGUAUCGUCUGUGCAAGCGGCGCUGACUUGCCGCGCCCUGAGUUCCGCCCUGAGCCCCGCCUUGGCCCUGCGGACAUUGAUGCCUGGCAGCGUAUCUGGGACCAGCAGGCAGGGGCCGCAGAGGGCCGCCGCACAGGCCGAGAGGCGUCGCAAGGGCAAGCGUGCCAGAGAGGACCAUUCAUGUGAAAUGUGCGGCGUGAAAGGGCCGGAGCGUAAUGAGUUCACUGAUAAGAGCCCCCAUGCCUCACAUGAGUACAUCGUCUUCUCGAAGGGAAGCGAUGAUUUCCCGAAGGGGGACUGUCUGAAGUGCGACGCAACUUGGGUUCUGGGCGGCUUUCAGACUGAGUUCAAAACCAAGGAGAAGUUCUUCGAGGAGAGGGCCAAGGAUCAGACCAUCCAGGACGCUUUUAUCCAGUGCGGGAAAUGUUGGUUGGCAGCGCAUAACGCUGGCAAGCGUUGCAAGCCACAGAGCGACAGCCAUCGCAAGAAGUACGGCGAGAACACGAUCGACAAGAUGCAGGGCCUCCGCACGACUCGCAAACGCAUUUUGAAGAAGAGUGGCCGAACUACGAAAAUCAAGAACCCGCUGAAGAUCAUGACUCCCGAGCGCUACAAGGAGGCGAAGGGGCACCUUCCUGAAAAAGACGGUCUGGUUUGUAAGUGGCUCCGUGCUCCAGGCGCCCCCGGCGGCAAGGUCUGGGGAGUUUCUUUCAGAUCGCUACCCGACGGGGAGUGGGAUGCCGAGGACGAGAUGUACGAGGGAGUUGAGGACGAGGAGGAGCUGGACAAUGGCGAAGAUGUCUUGCGGGCCGACCAGCAAUCCGUUAUUUUUGAGGCAGCCUCGGAGGCCAUCGGGUCAUUGUCCAAAGACGCAGUCUUCAUCGCCUUGGACGCUGCCCCGGGCCAUGGCAAUGGCUCGGUGGCCGUCGAAGUUGGUGGCCCGAGCGACGAGGAGGCGAGUUCUGACUCGGGCAGCACGUCGUCAAGCGCUGGCGAUUUGGUGCUGCCGAAGACCACCCCUGAGAAGGGCGAGCCCGAGAAGUCGCCGCAGCCGGGACCGUCGCCGCCUAUCGAGCAUCAUGACCUCACGAACGACACGGACAGCGAGCUGCAGAGCUGCGGUUUCAAGGGCGUCGAGAAAGUUGCCAGCGACAUCCGAUCUGGGAUCCUAGGUCAGAAGGUGUUCCUUGAGCCGCAGAUCGACGCCACUCAGCAGAGAGCCUUCGAGACUAAGGCCAACGAGCUGCACAGUGCUCUUGCCAAAGUGCUCACCGAUACGAACAAGGCCCAGACCGCCAUCGCGCGCAGGAAGGGUAGCCAGAAUGCCACCAAGGAAGUCAACGAUCUGAAGCUCGAUCUCACCAACGUGAUGAAGAUUUUCAGCAGCAUGAAGGGUGGCAAGAACGAGUGGUCCAGCGUCUGCGAGGCCUGGAAGAAGCUCGGGACCAGCUGGAGGCAAUGCAUCGACAGCUGCACCGGCAUCGUCGCUUGGGGCGCGAGAAGGGACGUCAUGGAGACCCUGAAAUACGGCAGGAUGAACCACUUGAAGCCGAUCUUCCAUGGCGGUCACGAGCUCUUCGAUCUCCGAGUUGCGUCGGCCGUGCCCCAGGCUGAGGAGCCCGACUACUCGGACUUCUUCCAGCACGUCGUCGAGCUGGCUCUCGCGAAGCUGGUGCCGUCGCUGGGGCGAAACGUCAGGCAGCCAGCUCAGCUCGUUGAGCCUCUCCGGGAGCCGUGCGACAUUCUGGUCGGAGAGGAGUCCCCGUUGCCGCAGGCGGCGCACGACGACCUGAGGGCGUUGAAGGCCGCGCUCUCGGACCACGAGGCCGCCACGGAGCCUGAUCCCGUGCAGGAGUCCAUGGACGCUUUGGACACGCUUCGCCAUGAGAACGUCAAUGAGAACAGCAUCCUGUACCCCAUCGCGGGCGUCGCCUCUUUCAAGGGGCUCGUCGCCAUGCUGGCAGAAGUCAACAAGGACAAGCUGAAGAUGCUGACCAGGAGCCAGGUCGUCAAGAUUGCGAAGGCCGCCCUGGUCCAGCUCGACGUCUUCGAGUCAGACUCCGGGGCCUUGAACUCGUUCAAGGCUGCCAUGGCGAGGGCGACUUCGCAUGCGAAUACAGUCAAGGUGACGCACCGCGACCGCGGCGCCUACAGCGAGUUGCUCGGCUGCCUGAUUGACAAAGUGGAUUCAGCAAUCAAGGUCUGCGACAGCAAGGUCGCGGACGGCGACGCGUCUGGGGUUGAGAAGCUCGAGAAGUUCGUCGUCGCCCUGGGGUUCAAGGAACAUCAUUUUGGACCAGAGGCAAGCGUCUUCAAAUCUUGGGAGAGCUACGUCCGGGCCACAAAGCAUCGGAGGCAGUUGGCAGGCUCAGUCCAAGCCAUCAAGGAUGAGAAUAAGUUCGCGGCAGACAGGCUGAGCGCGGUCGUCAUGGUGAAAUCCUUGCUCUCCAGUGCCACCGUGCCAAUGUCCGAGGAGGCCGACAAGAAGAUCCAGGAUUGCAUCCAGGCUGCUGGCGUCGAAGAGUCCGCGAAGCAGGAGGGCGCCAUGGUGCUCAAGAAGUUCUUCGCGUCGGCCUUUGCCGGCGACGUGGUGGUCGCGCCCCCAGAUGGAGCUGAAUUGGAGACCUUGCGAUGGCUACCAUGGUUUGAAACUCCAGCUUUCUUGCAGGCGUGCGUGAAGUUGACGACGCCGCUGGCGUUCUUCAUGUCGCAGGCCGAGAACAUCCAGAACUUCGUGGGUAUUGCUCCGUCUGCCAAGCCAGAUGACUUCGCCGUGACGGCCUACCGCCACGCGAAAUUCGUGGCGGAUAUCGCCCGCGAGGACCUCCACCACAGGAUCGAUGUCAUUCUGAAGGGGUACGUUACCAACGACGACCAAGUCAGGGCCUCCGUCGACCUCGUCAUCCGCUAUGGCGGCACCAUUCGCGGCAAGGCCAAUGAGAUGAUCGACUGCCGCGUUAAGAGGUACGCAGCCAGCGUGGAGAAGUUGCAGAAGACUUCAUUCGACCCGCCCGGCCGCGCCGACGGCAAGGACAAGCUGGGGUCCGACGAGGACUUCAAGCAGAGCUUCAACCCCGAGGCCGCCAAGAAGUGCAUGAACGAGGUGAAUGCCGACAAGACGUCGCUUUGCCACGUGUUGACCGCGUUCGGCGAGAAGGAGGCCAAUAUCGAGGUUCUCGAGGAGGGCGACAUCGCCGUCAAGAACAUCAAGCGCCAGAUCAAUCGGGCAGCGGUCAUCAUCCUCGUGAACAUGAGCCAGAUAUCCCAUCCAUCUCGCGGCGCUGCAGCUCGCAAGAACUUGAAGGCCAUCAACGAUGCCAUUACUAAGCUUGGAGGUGACUGCCUGACUGAGGAGACAGCUAAGCGAGUCGAGGAGAUCCUUGGCAACGACGAGUCUGCAGAGGACGGCGGUGCAGGGAACGAGGUGCCGACCGAUGGCCUGGGCGCACCCGAGGGCGAGAAGGGCACCGAGAACGGGGCGAAGGAUGAGAAGCGUAAGCCAGCCAAGGCUAAGAAGGAGCCCAAGGAGAAGAAGGAGCCCAAGGAGGGGAAACCAAAGAAGGAGAAAAAAGACAAGAAAGAGAAGAAAGAUAAGAAAGAGAAGACGGGCUAG